Messenger RNA from Daphnia pulicaria, 1853 nucleotides. RefSeq lists its product as uncharacterized. The transcript has 2 exons. The record is from RefSeq and is a predicted model, not a curated record. Lineage: Eukaryota; Metazoa; Arthropoda; Branchiopoda; Diplostraca; Daphniidae. The coding region runs from base 648 to 1235 and encodes 195 amino acids.
GUCGUGAGAAUAUUUAAAAACAAAUGGGUUUGUCGCCGACUGAUGGGUAAACUGGAAUAGCGCCAGGUUGAAAAACAACAACAGGGAAAUUCCCCCAAUGAGAAUUGACAUUCACUUUCAAUCCACUGCCGAUAGGUCAUCGUAGACGAUAGUCUAGCCGAAUUUAGUUUGUCUUCCCUUUACAAUGUAAAAAUAAUCUUCCGUCCGCCAGUGCAGGAUAGAAACGGACAAGGACACGUUUUGGAGCCUACUAAAAAGAAAUAAUUUCCAUUAGUGAACGUUGGCCACACAAAAAGAUGUCAUUCAAAACACGUAUACCUUCUUUCACGAUGUUAUUUCGAGUACUUAAUCAAACGAAUAACCAGUAACCUUGCGUGAAAUAACAGGAAAUACACCUGCAAUUUGCCUUGAACUGUUUGGUCGUUUGUCUUUUAUGGGCGACAAUAUUUGUCCGCUUCCUUUAAUUUCGUCCCCAAACAGUUGUGCUACAAACGCAAUGAACUGGAACCAUAAAAACAAACAACAGGCUUUAAAAAAAACCCCACAACCUUGAAUGGAAGAAAAUCGUAGACAUAUAAUGGGUGGCAUGCGUGGUUUUGAUGUCCAGAGUUUGAAAGGAACUUCCGAAAACGACAGUUCGAAUUUUUAUGUUUGCGAUGCGGUCACUACUUGUGUUGAUGGCGAUAUGUUGUUUCUUCGGGACUGCGGUGAGCGAUGAUUUUCUGAAAAUAGAACUGAAUGGCCAACUGGAACGGCUCUACGGCAACAAUUCGGACGACAUUUCCUUGGAAACGGACCAAAAGGAACAACAAAAUUGGGAUAUUGGCCAGCCGUCAAACCAUGACGAAUCGAACGACAUCCCGUCCGGUCUGUCGGAGCGAUCCUAUCAAAAGUACAACAGAUUGCUGCACAAAUUGAAAUUCGGAAAAAUUAUCGGCGACGAGCAAGUAGCGCCAACUGAAAUCGGUGACGUUCCAACCAACGAAAAAAUGAGCGAUCCAGUCCAAACAACUUCAACGACACUCGCAAUCAAUCAGCCAUCACGCCGGGAGAAAAUUGACGAAAUGACGGACGUCGAUGAAGAUUACGGCAUCAUUAUCAUGGAUGAAUCGCAACAAUUGCAGCCUAUUCUAGCGCCUUCCGGACUGGGAUUCUUUCACGGUUUAAUUAAUUUCGUCAGAUGGUUAAUCACUUCUUCAGCUGUUGUCGACCUCGAAGAUUACGAAGACGAGUGAACUAACAAUACAAAAACGUUUUUCCCACAAAUAUCUCCAGCUGGUGAAAUUUUGGUUCAUUGUUAGGCCUCUGUUUUAAGUUUUAGAAUAAUUUAUAAAAUUGAUGAUAUUCAUAUUUAUAUAUGUCAUUAUAGCGCUAGUGUUGUAAGUAAUCGGUCUGACUUUAACCAGGCUCCUCUCCCACUCAAUUCAAGAUCUUUCCAUCCGACAAAAAGUAGAAAUAGGACUACGAACAUUACUUCGUACCAGGGGCGCAUGAUACACUUCUGAUAUUUUCAUUAAAUGUAAACUGAUUAAGUAGGGGAAAUAUCUCCACUCUGAGUGACUAAUGUGCAAUCUUUGUAACAAGUAAAUUACAUCCCCUGUAUAUUUAAAUAUCGAAUAAUGAUAGUUGUAUCGAUGCAGCGCCCUGUAAUUAAUGUUGUUCACUUUCAAAAAUGGAAUUAUUUUCGUUCCUGUUAUUAACGCUAGCGAAAUAGACUGACAACCCCUAUAAUAUAAAUAACACCCCUAAAGCUACCAUGGACUACCUUCGUUCGACUGAAAAGCCUCCAAUUGUCUAACGAUGCGUCGUUCAAAUCGGAAAACUUUCAUCCAUCUGCUGUUUCUCCUAAUAAU